AUGGCCAGCUCGUCCGCCGAGAUCACCGCCUUCCUGCUGGCGCUCCCGGGCUGGGUGCUGGUGUCCUCCACGCUGCCCACCGACUACUGGAAAGUGUCUUCCAUCGACGGCACGGUCAUCACCACGGCGACCUUCUGGGCCAACCUCUGGAAGACGUGCGUGACCGACUCGACCGGCGUCUCCAACUGCAAGGACUUCCCGUCGAUGCUGGCGCUGGACGGUUACAUCCAAGCUUGCAGAGGACUCAUGAUCGCCGCGGUCUGCCUUGGAUUUUUCGGCUCUGUGUUUGCACUGGUUGGAAUGAAGUGCACAAAAAUCGGGGGCUCUGACCAGACCAAAGCUAAAAUUGCUUGUUUUGCUGGGCUGAUUUUCAUUCUUUCUGGGCUGAGCGCAUUGACCGGUUGCUCCCUGUAUGCAAACCGAAUCACAUCGGAGUUCUUUGACCCUACAUUUAUUGCACAAAAGUAUGAAUUAGGAGCAGCUUUGUUCAUUGGAUGGGCUGGAGCAUCACUUUGCAUAAUUGGCGGCAGUAUAUUCUGCUUCUCAAUUGCCGAAAACAAUAAAACUCCAAGGAUGCGAUACUCCUACAACAGAGCUGCUUCUGUGAUGUCUACUCGAACAAAGGCCUACAAUGACUCAGCCGAUUUUAAAAUGCCCAGAGCCCCUCCGAAGCACUUUGACAAAAAUGCCUAUGUGUAGCCAGAGGGUCUUCAGGAAUCGAUGCUUUUUUUAAAAAUCAUGUUUGUGCACUUCAUUCACAGAAUGAUUUUUAGAAAGGUACUGGUGUC
Molecule: messenger RNA, 788 nt
Organism: Varanus komodoensis (Komodo dragon)
Lineage: Eukaryota; Metazoa; Chordata; Lepidosauria; Squamata; Varanidae
Gene: CLDN10
Product: claudin 10
Exons: 5
Coding region: 1-699 (232 amino acids)
Biological process (GO): cell adhesion; bicellular tight junction assembly
Cellular component (GO): plasma membrane; bicellular tight junction
Molecular function (GO): structural molecule activity
Source: RefSeq, a predicted model, not a curated record